Messenger RNA from Nezara viridula (southern green stink bug), 231 nucleotides. The record is from the annotation of a GenBank genome assembly. Lineage: Eukaryota; Metazoa; Arthropoda; Insecta; Hemiptera; Pentatomidae.
AUGAAAUAUCAUUUUAAACCAAAGAAUGUAACAAUGACUACCCUGGCUAUUCUGGACAAGCUGGACAUCGACUCUGAACGACCGACGGAGGAGCAGGUAGCCAGGAUGUUCGGCUACGAAGAGGACUACCUAGCGGGGCGCCUUACCACCUGGCAGAGGAUAAAGCCUAAGGUCUGGUCUCUCUUCGACGAGCCUUACUCUUCUCUUGCGGCUAAAAGAUAUUUAGAAUAG